This is a messenger RNA of Archocentrus centrarchus (flier cichlid), 2516 nucleotides long. It is a transcript of the gene gxylt2, whose product is annotated as glucoside xylosyltransferase 2. The transcript has 7 exons. The coding region runs from base 148 to 1494 and encodes 448 amino acids. Gene Ontology annotation, biological process: protein O-linked glycosylation via N-acetylgalactosamine. Gene Ontology annotation, molecular function: UDP-xylosyltransferase activity. NCBI's taxonomy places the organism in Eukaryota, Metazoa, Chordata, Actinopteri, Cichliformes, Cichlidae. The record is from RefSeq and is a predicted model, not a curated record.
UGAGAAGCAGCACUCCGCUCUCCAUCAUCUGCAGAAAAAUGCGAGCGGGGAGCGGUAAGAAAAUGUCAGCUCGCACUGCCCUCCCUCCGCCGCAGACAUGAGCGGAGCCCCGACCGCCUCUUCCAGCCGCAACAAGUUGCUCUCGCCAUGCGGAUCCACUGCAAAGUAGUUGUGAUCGCCGUGUGUUUUGGAGUUUUCUUACUUUUGUACUUUUUGGGGGGCAACGCCGCGGAUGAUCCGCUGUUGAAAGAAGUUGGAGAGGAGCCGGAGGAGGAGGAUCGUAACUCUUCUACGUCGCCCUCCCAGCUCGGCCGCGAUGUUGUUGCAAAGUUUGCGAGAAAAUCACCCGCAGGAGUCGGCGUGCGUCCGGAAGAACCUGUCGGGGGACGAAAACACGGGAGAGCGGAUAGUAGAGGGGCCAGCGUGAAUGCAAAGAGUAAAACAUGGAGUAACAUAGCCCGACCUGUGAGCAGGCACACCCGGGCCGAGGAGGUCAUGCAUUUGGCCGUGGUGGCUUGUGGGAACCGUCUGGACGAGACCCUCACCAUGGUUAAAUCAGCCCUCCUGUUCAGCUUAAAGAAGAUCAAGUUUCACAUUUUUGCUGAGGACCCCUUGGCCCCGCAGUUUGAGGAAAGGCUGAACCAGUGGCCUCGCUCCAUCUCAGCCAAGUUCCAGUACAGAAUCUACCCCAUCUCCUUCUCUGUCGGGAACGCCGACGAGUGGAAGAAGCUCUUCAAGCCUUGUGCCGCUCAGAGACUCUUCCUCCCCGUCAUCUUGAAGGACGUGGACUCAUUGCUCUACGUGGACACUGACGUGCUGUUUCUGCGGCCUAUGGAUGAUAUCUGGAAUCUCCUGAAGUCCUUCAACGGGACGCAGCUGGCAGCGAUGGCCCCAGAGCACGAGGUGCCCAAGAUUGGCUGGUACAGCCGAUUUGCCCGUCACCCUUUCUACGGAGUCACAGGCGUCAACUCUGGUGUCAUGCUGAUGAAUCUCACAAGGAUCCGCAGCACGCUGUUCAAAAACAGUAUGAUCCCCAGUGGCCUUUCUUGGGACGAUCUUCUCCAUCCACUCUACCAGAAGUACAAGAACCAUAUCACCUGGGGAGAUCAGGACCUCCUCAACAUUAUCUUUCACUACAACCCAGAGCGUCUCUUCAUCUUCCCAUGCCAGUGGAACUACAGACCUGACCACUGCAUGUACGGGAGUAACUGCAAAGGGGCUGAAGAGGAGGGCGUGUCCAUCCUCCAUGGCAACCGUGGCGUGUAUCAUGAUGACAAGCAGCCGGCGUUUAAAGUAGUCUAUGAUGCAAUACGUGAUUUUCCCUUUGAGGACAACAUGUUCCAGUCGCUCUUCUACCCCAUCCAGACCAAGUUCCUGGACACGGUCAACACACUGUGCGGUCGGAUUCCUCAAGUCUUCCUCAAGCAGAUCGAAAAGACAAUGAGGAAAGUGUAUGAGGAGAAAGUGGUUCACCAUGUCAGGCCACAAAAAUAGCUGAUGGAGAAAGUGGACUCUCUGUGGAUUCUGUGUCAUCCCAGGUCAAAGCGGCGACUCUGUGUUUGCAGCGUUCGAUGCAUGACGCCCCCUGGAAUAAGGGUCUCGUGAACAUUACGAUCCUCUGGUGAUAUGCGUACAGCGCUGGUCAGUGAUGCCACUGAAUAGGUCUGCCUUAUUACAGUCUUUAUUUUUGACAUCAGUAAUGAUGUAACACAUAAGAAUGUUGGAAAGCUAGAGUGGCAACAAAAGGAUUUCAUUAUUCUUUGUCAAGAAUAAUGAAAGCAUCAGCUCAUCUCAAGUGUGUAAGAAAAAUUUAAGACAUGUUUUUGUCAACUAAGAAUUGUACAAAUGUAUCCGUCUUUUCUAUUUUUCCUCUCAAACAUUUUAAGUACUCCUCCUAACCAUUAGGGAGUUGUAUAUGUGCUACACAAAGUCGACUUUGGACAGCUUUACUACCUGGAAGUAGUAGAUUUAUAAACCACUCCUCUAAAAUCGUGAAUGUUUUUAUCAGCAAAUAACUUGAAGUGUGAGACUGUGCAUUGCAGUUUCCAAAUGCCACUGACAGUAUUACACACAGCACAGCAGAAGAAAUGUGGACUUUCAUGUUGAAUACUGAAUGUUAUAAUGCACUUUGACAUUAGGACUGGAAAGUUGUGUUUGUUGCACACAUGUCUACGUUAGAUACAACACGGAUUGACUGAAUUCAAAACCAAAAGUGCUCGAUUUAAAAAAGAAAAGAAAAAAAGGUGUCAAACCGCAACAGAUUAUGCACCAUAUACAUAUUCAUGUCUGCCAUUUUUGCUGACAGAAGAAAGUAAGUGCUGUAGAUGUGCGUGUUUGGGAGAGUAUCUUAGCUUGUAAUAUGAUGUGCGGUGUGUACGCCAUAUGAUCAGUGGUGAACACGUGUUUUGUGUAUUUUAAAGUUACUUUUAAUGGGAUAUAAUGAGCCAAAUGUAUCAAAUCACUCAACCUGGAAACUGAAAAUGGCUGUACAGUCAACGUGUGUUUCUUAAUAAAAC